This is a messenger RNA of Clonostachys solani, 285 nucleotides long. The record is from the annotation of a GenBank genome assembly. NCBI's taxonomy places the organism in Eukaryota, Fungi, Ascomycota, Sordariomycetes, Hypocreales, Bionectriaceae.
AUGGCCCAUUCCCUCUACCUCGUGUAUCUAAUUCUGAGCCGAGUCAUAGACAACGUGGGGAGCACGAGGAAUAUUCUGCACAAAAACUCUGCUCCCUCCGUUGAUCCUUACCUGAAGCUCCGGCGCCGUGCAAUGGGCGACCUUGACGAUCUUUGCGGUCGAGCUCCCACAGGCAGCAGCUUUCUCUCUCGCCUCACAGGCUCAGACAGAGCCCUGCCAGACAAGGACCAUCGACGAUUUGACGCCCGCCUCGGUCCGGUGGGGAACCCAAGAAAUGUCGCCUAG